Messenger RNA from Didymodactylos carnosus, 1669 nucleotides. The record is from the annotation of a GenBank genome assembly. NCBI's taxonomy places the organism in Eukaryota, Metazoa, Rotifera, Eurotatoria, Philodinida, Philodinidae.
AUGGCAACUAACGUCAGUAACGUUACAACAGUUCACGGUAAUCCUUUGUUAUAUCAAUUUCCACUUAAUGAAAUUGUUUUAAUGCCGUAUUGGGUGUUAGUAUUACAAAUGGCAGUUAGACAAAUUCUUCAGCGUUUGUGGAACAAGUACAAAUACGACACAUUCAUGUUAACAAUUGAACGAGCGGAACUGGACGUUCCCAAAAGAAAUACUCAUCCGCAAACGCCUGCAAUUCCACCGAUAUCGAGUCCCAGCCUUCCCACGCCGCCGCCGCCACCUCUAUCAGAGUCUCUAGAAACAAAUAGUUUUGCUCAAGCGCUCAGCCUUCUCCAACAACUUAGUCUCGUACAACAUCAGCUUAGCCUUGACCAACAGCUCAGUCUUUUACAAGCGCUCAGCCUAUUGCAGCCUUUAAGCCCAGUUCAAAGACUUGAUUCUGCACAACAGGCUAAUCUUGCUCAAGCGCUUAGUAUUCUGCAACAAAUUAGCUGUGCUCAACAAUCUGAAGUGGCCAGCGUAACCCAGCCGUCGACCGUCCCUUCACAGCCUGAACUAAGCUCUGAACACGAACAACCAACUAGUUCGGUCGUCAAAGCACCUCCAAAAUUGAGUGACUGGUUGCCCGAUAUUUUAAUUUUCGGUUUCUUCGUCAAUUUCUUUCCUCUUCUUUUACCUUCACUAUACAAUUACUCUCAAUAUUAUAGCUGGUAUUUUGGCGAAAGUUAUACUUAUACGAUUUACGCUGAUUAUCAGUCGCGUGACACACAACUGUAUUUUCAAGUUGUGAAAAACGAAACUCAAACCAUUGGACAUUUUCUUCUACCUUUACUAUAAUGCUGAAUAGAUUUUCGGAAAAAAUCCUCAGAACUUGGUUAGCUGUUUUGUAUAAGUAGAGUUCAGGAUUUUCCUUUGUUAGAGUAAAGAGUUCUAUAUUAAGAGGCAUUUUCUGAUAUUCUCAUGCAACCUUGCCCGUGAACUUUUCUUUUCCCAUUACAAGUGGCUCUCAGAUUGUUCCUCACGCGAGUAGAUCAUAAUGUGAAAUUUUCAGGUCGAAAGACCCUACCUCCACGGAGAUAUAGGUCUCGCAAUUUUAGGCCAUUUUAGCUAUUUUUUCCAACUCAUCAACUUAAAAGGGCUAGAACUCCGCCAAUAUUAACUCAAAUCACUUCAUUUUUUUACUAGUCGAUAGGAAAUUGAAUUCUACACAAGAAUCGGAGGACGAAAUUUUUUUUGCAUGUGAUUCAUGUCGACCAGGUCGGCGAUGGGCCCGGGGAAAAGAUCGAUCUAGCGCUAUCGGCGCCAACGCUUUGGUGGCAAGUGAAGACCACCAAAAAAUUCCUCAUCGUCCAUUCUAUUAGAAACAGUGCUGAGUAGAAAAUCCUAACUUCGAUCGGAUGGAGCGCUAGCCCUAAAACCAAUUUUUAGUCCGAUUUUUGCGGUUUUUCGCGAUUUUCUCAAAAACUAUUCACUUUUUUCUGGACGUUAUUACUAAAUUCGGAAUCAGCAAGAAAUUCUGCGUUGAAUGAGGUAUCACACUUUAUGUUUUGACGAUUUUCAAUUUUUCGAGUCCCAAAAGCCGGGAGUCGGAGUCCCGAGGAGGACUCGAAAAAUUGAAAAUCGUCAAAACAUAAAGUGUGAUUCCUCAUUGAACGCAGAAUAUCUUGCUGAU